Molecule: messenger RNA, 3427 nt
Organism: Zootermopsis nevadensis
Lineage: Eukaryota; Metazoa; Arthropoda; Insecta; Blattodea; Termopsidae
Biological process (GO): transmembrane transport
Molecular function (GO): D-glucose transmembrane transporter activity
Source: RefSeq, a predicted model, not a curated record
AUCUGACCGCGUUCCUCUUAUUUAUUAGCAGACGAUGAAUCAGAUUCAUAUGACGUUACAUGAGUGAGUAAGUGCUCUUGAAUUCUUAUUAAUCUUGAUAAAUGAUACAUAUUGAAAUAUUAUCAACAGGUUCUGUGGCUGAUGAGUUUAAUGAUUAGCCACCCAUGUGAUUUGCACCUUGGUUGCUGCCAUGGCAUCCUAUGGGCCAGUAGAGGAUCCUUUUGAAGAUGACAUAGUAUUUGACCAAGCUGGAUUACUUAACAGUGCAGCUAAAAUGAACACUGCAAUACGAAGGGUCUCUAGUGGCAAAUGUGCACUGUUUGCAAAAACUCUAGGACUAUGUGGAGCUUUUUUUGGCCUGGGAUUAUGCAUAGCUAUUCCUGGUCCAGCUUUUCUGUCACCAAUAACAGAACUGCAAGCAGAUAAAUCACCGGUUUCAAGAAUUUAUGCUGCGAGAUCUUCUGGUUACUUGAUUGGCUCAAUUAUAGGCGGAAUCUUGUUUGAUCACUUCAACCGACUGUUCCUUCUCUUCGUUAGUCUCCUUCUGACAGCUAUAUUUAUCACAGCCACCCCUUGGUGUAAUGUAUUGUGGCUGCUCGAGGCAUGCAUGGUGUUCCUUGGUAUGACAAUGGGCUUUCUGGACACAGGUGGCAAUGUUCUUUGUUUGGAUUUGUGGGGAAGAAAUAGUGGUCCAUUCAUGCAAGCCCUGCACUUCAGUUUUGGUCUUGGAGCCUUCGUUGCACCGCUGCUGGCAGCACCUUUCCUACAACCUUCCACCACUACUGUCCCUUUCCAAGUUUCAGAUCCUAAUGCAACAGGGGUAGAGCGUGGGAAGAGAUACAUUUCACAAGAUGAGCAGAACAUCACGGGAGUAAUUAAUAAUAAUUUGGAGCCUCUGAACAACAGUUUCCUUGAAUUUACUACGAAGUCGUUAGAUGACGACGUCUCCAGAACUUCAGAUGUUAUGAUUCCAGUGAUCCCUGCAAGUACAAUUUCUAAUCUACAAUCAGUUGAAGUUGAUGCAGCAGAUGGCUUUGGUGCAAAUGAAACAACUGUCCAACCAAUUGCAACAACGCACAGAGUGCCAAAACGGAAACCAUCCAAAACGAACGCGAGUUCACUCGGUAAUAAAAAUUGGGACAGUGUUCAUGUAGGAACUCUACCGAAGGAAGAUCUUAUACCGCUUGCCUCUGCCUUAUCUUCAUCCACUGCUACCAGUAAGACGACAAGUGCCACCACAAAUACCGUGUUUCCAUCUGUAUCUCCCGCUUCAGACUCUUAUUCUGAACUUCAGCAGGCGUUACUGCCGCAACGAAGUGAAACUGCCGCUCUAGCCGAAGAAACUAAUGCAGAUACAAAUCCUAGUCCACAUUCAGUGUAUGAAAGCACAGAUUUUACUAGAUCCUUCGUGAGUAGAAAUGAAGGAAGCAAUACAGACUACAGUAAAACCAAAAUGGUUUCUCUCGUACCCAGUACCAAAAACAAUACUGCCGAGUCUUCCGCCCAAAAUGUUACAGACAAUACAGAUUCUGAGCAGACAAAGAAUCAACUGCCUAUAAAUAACAAUUCCAAUUCCAUAAAUGUCAGUGGAAGGUCAUCUAGUCUGGUAGACGAUUCCAUAACUGGAUCAGGCACCACAGAACAAAGCGUUCCCAUAAUCAGUCACUCGCAAGUUAAGGCAACUCUUUCAUAUGAACAUUCGCUGGAAACACCAGAAGAAUUUGGGACACAGGUCAGGUCAUAUAUGAAAUUAAGCACAGAUAUAUCAGAAGAAGGUCAAGGCACUCAGGCAUUUAUUAAACAUACCAGCAGCACGGGGACCGAGGAGCAUACGACAGUUUCUAGCACAGAACGGUCGACUUUCUCCUCUGCCAGUUCCACGCUGAUUCAGACACUAGAUGUGAUGGCAUCAUUACCAGCUGCCCUUCCAGGUGGAAACUCACUUGACAGACAUGUCCAUCACUCUAAGCCUGUUACGUACGAUAACGACACGGAGGUUAUUAAUUCAGUAUUCAACAUUGUAGCCAACAGAAUAGAAAAGUAUGGUUUCAGUAGAGUUCAGUUUACAUAUCUCAUGGUAGGAUUAUUUGUGUUUGCAAUAUCACUUGUGUUCUUGGGUUUCUUGUGUCACAAUCCUAGAGACCCCAAAUCAAAACAAGAGGAGGGACAAAGUACCAAGAAGAUAUCAAAUAGAGCCUUGCAUAGUUUGCUAAUUACCUUGAUGGCAAUCUUCUUUCUUCUGUACGUGGGGUUAGAAGUAACAUAUGGGCAGUUGGUGCUGGCAUUUGCCGUGAACAGUGAUCUGCAGCUCGCCCAGUCCACCGGACUCAUGACCGUCAUCGUGUUCUGGGGUUCAUUCGCAGCCAUGCGCUUCGCCUCCAUUUUCUUUUCCAGUGGGUUUGGCCCCAUCGUUAUGUUGCUAUUCAACUUUGUGUUCUGUACCCUUGGAACCGUUCUUCUGUCUGUUAUGGGCAGUCACACUGAAACGGCACUGUGGGUAGGAACGGCUCUGCUCGGAAUCGGCCUGGCGUCCGUGUUUCCAACGGGCAUACUGUGGAUUGAACGUUACAUCCACGUCUCCAACAAGGUGGCCGCAGCCUUUGUGGUAGGAGCAUCUCUAGGGGAGAUGGUGUGUCCUGUCGCAGUGUACCAGCUCAUGCUGAACCACCCUGCAAUGCUGAUGUAUUCAGCAGCCGUAAUAAACGUCCUAUGCAUUAUGACAUUCAUCGCAAUUCGGUGGUUGGCCCUCCGGCUUGGAGAAAAGUACUGUUCGGCAAGCAGCAACGGAUAUCAACUGGCCAGUCAGGAUGAAGAGGAGGACAUGAUAGAUGUAUCGCCGACUGGCAGCGUAGUUGAUUUACGACACAGCUUCUCCUCAGAGCACAGGGCUUUACUUAAUGGAAACCCACAUCGAGGGCCUUAGCACCCUUGCCGUUGCCUGCGCAUAAUGACGGGCGCGGGAUGCCUGUUCAUGAAGGAUUGUAACCUAUAUCUUCUGUGAUAUAAUACGCUGAUUAAUGAAGAUGAGUACAUAUUUGUUCUGGUUGAAUAAACUUCAGUCCACUGUAAGCUACAUAAAAACUAUGAUGAGCACUAAGCCUUAGAAGAAGGGGCUACGUGUUUUGGGAUGUUUCAUACGCCACACACAAAACAUUUUGUAUCAGAGUUUAACAUGCAAAGUAUAACAAAUAACAUGACCUGUCAAUGAUCAACUGUUGAUUUUUCUGUCAAGUGAUGGAGCACGUGUCAGUACUGCAUUAUAUGACGACCGCAGCAUGACGCAAACUGGGCGCAUCAUGUUAAAACUUUGGCAGGUGUUUGUGGUAUAGUUUUGGCCCAGUUAUUAAUCCAGCUUGCAACUGCUGACAAGUGCCAUAAUUAUAGGUAUGACUAACGGCUCAAAGUAAAUGUGCAUACUUGGUUUAUU